Staurois parvus is the source of this 327-nucleotide messenger RNA. The record is from the annotation of a GenBank genome assembly. Lineage: Eukaryota; Metazoa; Chordata; Amphibia; Anura; Ranidae.
UCAUACACAGGGGCGGACUGACAACUCAUGGGGCCCCCGGGCAAUAGGGGAUCAUGGGGCCCCUUUGUCCUUGCCCAAACUCAAAAAAGCCUAUUAAAAAGGUACAAGGGGCAUCUCAUGGGGCCCCCUACUGACCCCGGUCCCUUGGGCAGUGCCCGAGUUUCCAAAAGGUCAGUCCGCCCCUGCUCAUACAAUAAAAACAGGAAUGGUGAAGCAGCAGUAUAACAAUACAAGGUCUAUUAAAAACAUUAUGUAGCACUCUUGUCUCACACAUGGAUAAAUAACAUAUUAUAUUUACCCUAAAUCCAGUAAUUCUAUUAUGUACUA